Ooceraea biroi (clonal raider ant) is the source of this 2056-nucleotide messenger RNA. RefSeq names its product ubiquitin conjugating enzyme lesswright (gene lwr). NCBI's taxonomy places the organism in Eukaryota, Metazoa, Arthropoda, Insecta, Hymenoptera, Formicidae. The record is from RefSeq and is a predicted model, not a curated record.
GAUUGAUGGCGAUGAUAAGAGAACAAAGUAGUUUAGAAGGAUGGGCAAAAGUUGCUGACGAUGCAUUGCGAGAAUGGCACGAGGAUGUAGAAGCUAUUGAUGUAUCGACGAAUGAGAACGAUUCAGAAGCCGAGAUCAAUAUCAGCAAAAAUAUAGAUGAUUGCUUGUUAAUGAUCAAUAACGACAGCAAAUGUGACGAAACUGAUAUACAUACAUCAGACAAGUCCGAUGACACGAAAGUCGUAGCGAAAAGCAUACAAAACAGUAUUUCGAGAAGUUCUGUGACAAUUAGAGAUCAUCGUUCGCCAUUGACUAUCCUUGAGGAGUACGCAAAGCGAUGUAAAGUGCCGAUCAAAUACGAGUACAAAUCAAAGCCAAAUUUGUACGUGAUAAACGGCGACCUGUGUGGGUUUCGUGCAAUGUCUUGUGCCGAGACGCAAGAUCAAGCAAAAAAUGAAUUGGCGACAAAGAUAUUGUGGAUGGUAGCCGAACAUCAAAUGGAUGGCUCAAAACUUUCGUCGUCUAUCUGCGGAUUAUUGGAUCUCUCGAGAGAGGAAAUGUUGGAGAUAAUCGCAUUUAAUAAAGACGAGUUGAAGAACGCAUCGCAAAAGCUCUAUAAAUUUUGUCUCGAGAGAGGAGUACCUACUCCAGAGUAUUCCAUUCGCAAUAUAAAAACAACUCAAGGCUUUAUGUAUGUAGCUGAAUGCGCGGCUUUAGCGCAUGUCGGAGUUGGACAAGGCCUAAGAAAAGAUAGUGCAAAGAUUGCAGCUGCUGAAAAUUUGUAUCCAAAAUGCACUCAUGAAGUGGAACAACAAAUAUAAAAAUAUCGUAUUUGUCAAAAAGUCAAAACUCGAUAAAUUCAAACUCAAGCUCUAGGAUGGAGCCAAGGAUCUUCGUCCGCAACAAGCCAACGUUCCGGCACAUUCAAAUCUAGUGGCAGAAUCGUGUUUAUCGCAUAGGCACGGCGUGAGUGUUUAGAACGAGUGGGGUGCUGUUUCGCAUCGUCCGGCCGUGAGUGUUUCCCGUGCGAAGAUUGCUGCAUCGUCGCGAACCUAAUGUCAGGCAUAGCGAUCGCCAGGCUCGCCGAGGAGCGAAAAGCAUGGAGGAAGGAUCACCCGUUCGGCUUUGUCGCCAGACCAACAAAGAAUCCAGAUGGUACUCUUAACUUGAUGAGUUGGGAAUGUGCAAUACCAGGGAAAAAAUCUACUCCCUGGGAAGGUGGAUUGUACAAGCUGCGCAUGAUCUUCAAAGACGACUAUCCAUCGAGUCCACCAAAAUGUAAGUUCGAACCUCCUCUGUUCCACCCAAAUGUUUAUCCUUCUGGUACCGUCUGCUUGUCGCUUUUGGACGAAGAAAAGGAUUGGCGACCAGCUAUCACGAUCAAGCAGAUCCUCCUUGGCAUACAGGACUUGUUAAACGAGCCAAAUGUAAAAGAUCCUGCCCAAGCCGAAGCAUACACAAUAUAUUGCCAAAAUCGUUUGGAAUACGAGAAGCGUGUUAAAGCUCAAGCCAGAGCGAUGGCUCCGCAAGAAUAAACAUUGAACAUCAAACCGAAACUUGAAACGUGAAAAGAUGUAUGUGGAUUUCUUUAUCCGAGCUGAUUAAUUGUUUUUACAAUUAAUGUUUUUUUUACGAGUCAAAUUAACAUGUGACGAAUUAGUUUAUACUUUUAUGGCUUCUCCACGAGAUAUUCCUUUUAUAACAUGUACUUCAUAUAUAUUUCUCCAAACUUCAAAAUAGAAUACAUCGUACUAACAAGAACUAUCACGUAUAAAUUCUUUCAUGCGUUCUCUUAUUAGAUAUCACGUUGCAUAAACUAUGAAAUAUGUACUUUAAGGCAGAAUUAUUUUUCGAUCUAAACUUUAAUUUGUAAACCGUAAUUAAUAAUGUUACUUAUAAUAACUAUAAAGUGGAGAUAAAGGAGGUAAUACUAUAGAAGCAACUAUAUGUUAAGUAAGUGUCUUUCUUCAAGUUCUCUUCUAUCCUUAAAUACAACAGUACGUGUAGGUAGACUUAUUUAAAAAUCUGCUAUGUAUACAUAUAAGUAAUGUACAAA